AUGUCAUUCCAAACUCCCCCUCCGCAAACAACCAUCUUCGAAGUAUCCUUCCCAAGCCCGGGAGUCCUACUGGCAACCAUCAACCGAGAAAAACGUAUGAAUUCGAUCCCCCUACAAGGUCAUCAUGAAGGCACUGCGCUCUGGAACUGGAUGGACAAUGAGCCCUCCAUGCGCGUAGGAAUCAUUACAGGCAAGGGCACCAAAGCGUUCUGCGCCGGGGCCGACCUGCUUGAGCAGCGAGAUAUCAGUCGCGGCGACGAGGCCAGACCGGAAAAGGGCGCCGAAGGCGGAUUUGCAGGAUUGAGUCAACGACGGGGCAAAAAGCCCGUGAUUGCGGCGGUGAAUGGACUGGCACUAGGGGGUGGAUUUGAGAUUUGCUUGAAUUGUGAUUUGAUCGUUGCUUCGCCCCAGGCUUAUUUCGGUCUCCCGGAGGUUCUGCGUGGAUUGUAUGCCGGCGCAGGGGGGCUCUCACGCAUCGUGCGCGACUGCGGCAUGCGAAUUGGUACCGAGUUAGCCUUGACAGGACGUCGAGUUCCCGCCACAGAAGCCCUCUCUUUACGAUUGAUCAACCGUAUCGCCAAGUCUCACGGGUCGGUGGUGGACGAAGCGUUGGAGAUGGCAAAGGAAAUUGCCAAUAAAUCUCCCGACGCCAUCAUUGUGUCUCGCUCGGGUCUCCGGGAGUCAUGGGAAACAGCGAGUACGAUAGAAGCCGACAAGAUCACGGCCGAAAAGUUUGGCCGAGCUCUACUUACCUCUGAGAACUUGAGGAUCGGAUUGGAGGCGUUCGCGGCGAAGAAGCAGCCACAGUGGGUCGCGUCCAAGCUGUAG
Messenger RNA from Penicillium diatomitis, 828 nucleotides. RefSeq names its product enoyl-CoA hydratase/isomerase family protein. Gene Ontology annotation, molecular function: enoyl-CoA hydratase activity. NCBI's taxonomy places the organism in Eukaryota, Fungi, Ascomycota, Eurotiomycetes, Eurotiales, Aspergillaceae. Bases 1 to 828 code for a protein of 275 amino acids. Gene Ontology annotation, biological process: fatty acid beta-oxidation. The record is from RefSeq and is a predicted model, not a curated record. Gene Ontology annotation, cellular component: mitochondrion. The transcript has 2 exons.